UCACGUGACGUGAGGAAUGUGAGCUAUGCAGCGGAGGUCCAACUCGGAGCAGAUUUUCUGAUCCGGACGGAAAAUGGAGGCUGAGUUCGACACUUUCCGCUCCGUAGUUCUGCUCUGAAGCCUCGGAACCGAACCUUCUACCGGAUUUAACGUCCGAACCGAGUUCUUCCGCCACAUGGCUCAGGUCGGAGUCGUCGUGGUUCUUCUCGGCGGUUUCCUCGUCUGCGGCUGUGUUUCCUGGAAUAAACUGGAACCAGAACCCUGAGCGGCACCAUGGAGGUUCUGUAGGUUCUGUUCGUUCUGUUCCCUCCAUCACCAGCACCACCGACCCAGACAGACCGACUAGGUUCUGAACCUGCCGCUGGAGGCCUCCAUCCGUUCGGCUCCGACACUUAAAGCUUCCGUUGGUUCCGGUCGGACUUCCCGGCGGUGCCGGUUCUGGCGCUGAGGCCAUGAGGCCCAAGACUUUCCCGGCCGCCCCGUAUGUGGGCAACACCCGGCAGCGCCUUCAGGAGAUCAAGGAGGGUCUGAAGCAGCCGGCCAAGCUUGUGAGCCAGGCGCUGCACGGGUCUCGGGCCGACGGUGGCCGGGCAGCCGACUGUAAGACCAAAGACCCCAACGGCCGACAGCAGCAGCUCCGACCGCCGCAGAAGUUCAACAACUACCAGAACGCCCUGCGGGAGAUCCGCAAGUCCCUGAUGCCCUUCGCCAACGAGUCGGGUCCGUCCUCCGGGUCGGGACACCCGGCUGGAGCCGGAGAGGUGAACCGGCAGAUGCUGCAGGAGCUGGUGAACGCCGGCUGUGACCAGGAGAUGGCGGUCCGAGCUCUGAAGCAGACAGGAAGUAGGAACAUCGAAGCAGCUCUAGAGUACAUCAGUAAGAUGAGUUACCUGGAUCCUCGCAAUGAGCUCAUCGUCCGUGUCAUCAAGCAGACCUCACCAGGUAAAUCUGGUCUCCCGAACUCUCUGGACCACCGGCCCCCGUUGGAGGCUUCAGGUGAGGUGGCUGCUCUGGCUCCGUACCACCAGAUGGGGGCGCCCUUGUAUGAGGGGGCAGCAGGUUACGGUCCUGAAGGUGAGAUGUCCAGAACCUACUUGAGCGCUCCGCCUGUGAUGAACUACAUGAUGCCUCCGUCUGGAGCUGCUCAGGGUCCUCCGAUGGGCCGCCCCCCCAGCAUUGGCUCCUACCCCCCAGUGAUGCCCCAGGGCAGCCCGGCCAGCACCCUGUUCCCCCCAGGGGCCCAACAGAAGGCCUACCCUGGCACCAUGGAACAGCACGGGCCCAUGAUGAGCUACAACGUCCCGGGUCAGCCUUUGCAGCUCCAGCCUCAGCCUCCAGGUGGUGCCAGUUCGCACUACGACUACGGCCACGCCAGGCCUCACCUGAUGGAGCCGGCGGGUUACGGAGUGAAGCGGACCCCCUCCUUCCAGAACAAGAUGGCGCCGCCCCCCAUGGCGCCACCAGACAACUACGUCAGCCUGCAGGGUAAAGCCGGUCUGGGUCAGAACGGACCCGGACCAGGAGGAGGAGGGUACCCCGCCAACCUGUACCUGCCCCCCCACUCCCACCCCCGACAGGCCAGCCCCACCUCCCACCAGGUCCACCUGAUGUCUCGGUCCCCUGGCGGGGUGGCGACCAUCGGACCGGACUUCUCGGACCUGCCUCAGGGCCUGAUGACUCCAUCCAGAGCCAGCCUGAACCUGGACCUGUAUGAGCACCACUGGGCCGGACCUCCAGGCCCAGAAGGAGCCCCUCCGGCCCGGCAGCCCCAGCCCCAGGGUCCCUUCAGGGGGGAGGUCCGGGUCCCCAGCAGAACCAACUCCUUCAACAGUCGGUCUUCCGGUCCAAACGGCGUCCGGCCUGCGCUGGCGGCGCAGCCUCCAGCCGGGAAACAGGAUCCGGCGCUGGGCCCCCCGAACACCAUCACGGCUGUAACAUCUCCACCCAUCCAGCAGCCGGUGAAGAGCAUCCGGGUGAUGAGACCAGAACCAAAGACCGCGGUGGGUCCGUGUCAUCCAGGCUGGAUGGCUCAGGAAGCAGCAGAACCUCUGGGCUUCAUGCCGGAGGAGACCUUCUCUCUGGAACCAGCUCAGGAGCCCCGCUGCCCUCCGCCUCCGUACCCCAAGAACCUGCUGCUGUCUGGGGCAGCCGAGCCAGGAGCCCUGGAUGGAGCCAUGUGUGGAGCUCCAGACCUGAACAGCUCCACGGCCAGAAGCUCACCUGGAGGCGGGAAGAACAAGGAGAACCAGCAGGUGAAGGAGAAGACGAAGAUGGGAAAAGGAGAGAAAGCGGUGAAGGACAAGAAGCAGAUCCAGACGUCUCCGGUUCCUGUGAGGAAGAACGGACGAGACGAAGAAAAGAGGGAGUCUCGGAUCAAAACCUACUCACCGUUCGCCUUCAAGUUCUACAUGGAGCAGCACAUCGAGAACGUGAUGAAGACCUACCAGCAGAAACUGAACCGCCGGCUGCAGCUGGAGCAGGAGAUGUCCAAGGCCGGCCUGUCGGAGGCUGAGCAGGAGCAGAUGAGGAAGAUGUUGAACCAGAAGGAAUCCAACUACAACCGACUCCGACGAGCCAAAAUGGACAAAUCGAUGUUCGUUAAGAUCAAGACUCUGGGCAUCGGAGCUUUCGGUGAAGUUUGUCUGACGCGUAAAGUCGACACCGGAGCUCUGUACGCCAUGAAAACGCUCCGAAAGAAAGACGUCCUCAACCGUAACCAGGUGGCCCAUGUCAAAGCAGAGCGGGACAUCCUGGCGGAGGCCGACAACGAGUGGGUGGUCCGUCUUUACUACUCGUUCCAGGACCGGGACAGCCUCUACUUCGUCAUGGACUACAUCCCUGGAGGGGACAUGAUGAGCCUGCUGAUCCGGAUGGGCGUCUUCCCAGAACCCCUGGCUCGGUUCUACGUGGCCGAGCUGACGUUGGCCAUCGAGAGUGUCCACAAGAUGGGCUUCAUCCACCGUGACAUCAAACCCGACAACAUCCUCAUUGACCUGGACGGACACAUCAAGCUGACGGACUUCGGUCUCUGUACUGGCUUCCGCUGGACCCACAACUCCAAGUACUACCAGAAAGGCAGCCACAUCAGACAAGAUAGUAUGGAGCCCAGUGAUUUCUGGGACGACGUCUCUAACUGUCGCUGUGGCGACCGGCUGAUGACUCUGGAGCAACGAGCCAAUCGGCAGCAUCAGCGCUGCCUCGCUCACUCUCUGGUGGGAACGCCCAACUACAUCGCUCCAGAGGUGCUGCUGCGUAAAGGCUACACUCAGCUGUGCGACUGGUGGAGCGUUGGGGUGAUCCUGUUUGAGAUGCUGGUCGGUCAGCCUCCCUUCCUCGCUCCGACGCCCACAGAGACUCAGAUCAAGGUGAUAAACUGGGAGAGCACCCUGCAGGUCCCGGCUCAGGUGAAGCUCAGUCCGGAAGCCGUCGACAUCAUCGGCCGGCUCUGCUGCUCCGCUGAGGACCGUCUGGGCUCCAAUGGCGCCGGAGAGAUCAAGGCUCAUCCCUUCUUCUCCCAGACCGACUUCUCCAGCAACCUGCGGCAGCAGCCGGCGCCGUACCGGCCCAAGAUCGCCCACCCGAUGGACACGUCCAACUUCGACCCGGUGGAGGAGGAGGGCGGCGCCGGCUGGAGCGACAGUGGCGAUGGCAGCCGGGCCCUGGACCUGCUCUGCUCACCGCACGGGAAGCAUCCGGAGCACGCCUUCUACGAGUUCACUUUCAGACGCUUCUUCGACGACAACGGAUGCCCCUUCAGAUACCCCAAACCACCCGAGGCCUACGACGGGCCGCCGGGCCAAACCGGGACCACCGGAACCACCGGGGUGGACCCUGAGGAGGAGGAGGAAGAUGAAGAUGAGGAGGAGGAGGCAGAGCAGGGGGAGGGAUGUGAACCGGUUUAUGUUUAGAUCAGUCAGGUCUGCUGAAGCUGCAGAUGGAGGAACGGCGCCACCUGGUGGACCAACAACAGAAGCUCUGAGCAGCUUCCAGAUGUUCUCCUGGUUCCUCUUCUGGUCUUCAGAGGUUCUGGUCCACCUGAAGCUGCUUUAGUCUCCUUAGAUCAGGAUCCAGGUUCCUCUCUGCUGCUGCUUCAUAAGCUUCAAACAUCCACUCAGUUAUCAGCUUCAGCUCAUCAACAACAACAGCGACAACAACCCCCCUCCAGUCUGUCUCCGUUCAGCAGAAUUUAGUUUCACAUUUUCUGUUUCUGUGUUCAGUUUCAAAAAGACAAAUGAACCAGAGUUUAUCUCCUGCAGCUUUGUCUCCACAGGUCCAUGUUCUAAAGAUCUUCUGCUGCUUCAUGUCCUCAAGUCGCCUCCAAAUAAUCCCACAAAAUUCUAAAGAUCUGAUUCCUGAUGGAACCUCUGCAGCGUUGAUCUUCUCAGCACCAGAACAGAACUGAUCAGACUAAAGAGUGAAAGCGUCUGGUUGUUUAUUUUUAGAUCAACAGGAGAAAAAAACAACAAACAGAAUUCAGAGGAAUCAAAACUUUUAAUAAAUCGUCUAAAGAAACAGAAGAACCCAGUCAGAGCUGAAGCAGCCGAACACUUGGACUAUGUGCAAUAAAAUAAAGUGGACAUUUCUAGUCUUCUAAACACUUCAUAGCUCUAGUUGUGUUCAGAUAUGUCAGUUUAAUCUACUUCCUGUCAGUCCAACAUGCUGCUUAUUAAGGACGUUCACAUUAUUACUUCUUAUUAUUCUGGUUGAUUACGAGAACAAGCUUCAGUCUGACAGGAACGAGGUGAGGAUGAUGAUGAUGGUGGUGGUGAGAAUGAUGAUGAUGAAGCAGAAACUCCUCCUCCUCCUGUGGUCAGGCUGGUUCUGCUGCAGGAGGUUCUGAAGGUUCUGGUCCAGGAAGUGACGGAGAUGAAAGAAAAGUGAAUCCGGUUCGUCUUCAGGAAUGAAAUAAAGACUGAAGAACAUUUUGUUCUCCAACCCUAAAGACUCGUGUUUGUUUGGUACAUGUUCUAGUAUUUAUCCAAAGUGUUCUGACUCGGUUCUGCAGCUCUGGGGCUCUCGGAUCCAGAACAGAGUUUCUCCUCGAUAAUCAGUAAAGUUCUGUCCAGCAGUGUUCCUCUGACCGACUCAGACGUCAGAACUACAGCUGACACAAGUUUGUUUUCACGUUUCUCUAAAUGUGCCUUUGAAUUCAUAUUUUACCUUUGAUCUACAGACGUCUGUCCAUGUUCUGGAACCUCCUGACUGUGUUCACAUGUGGUCAGCCUGGUCCUGGUUCUGGUCCUGGUCCUGGUCCUGGUUCUGGUCCUGGUCCUGGUUUUGGUCAAAUGAUAAAGCAGAACAAUAGAGCGAUGUUCUGUUAAACUCAGAUUGUUCUGGUGGUACUGGGAUGUUUCAGGUUCUUCUGGACAGAGAUGGUUCUGCUCAGGUUCUUCUGGACAGAUCUGGUUCUGCUCAGGUUCAGUUUCACUGAUGAAGCUGAUUCUAUCAGAGAUUUCUCAGAUUUAAAGUUUCACGUCAGAAACUGAAUUUGUCGACACAAAGUGAAAGAAGCUGUUUAUGUUGUUCUGAAGGUGUUUGAUGGUUAAACUGGACUGAAACCAGUUUAGGUUCCUUCAUGUGAACACAGUCGGAGAUGAACUCAGAUCUGAAACAACUUCAUGUGUUUUCAGAUGUUUCAAAAGUCAUUGAGGUUCUCAACAGGAUGAACCUGAACAUUAGCUUUAAACUCAGAGCUGCUCAGAGGGUUUCCUGGAAGUUUCCUAGACAUUUCCUGAAAGUUUUCUGGAGGUUUCCUGGAAGUUUCCUGGAACUUUCCUAGAAGUUUCCUAGAAAUUUCUUAGAAGUUUCCUGGAAGUUUCUUGGAAGUUUCCUGUAACUUUCUCGGAAGUUUAAUAGUAGUUUCUUGGAGGUUUCCUGGUAGCUUCCUGGAGGUUUCCUAGAAGUUUCCUGGAAGUUUCUUGAAGGUUUCCUGGAGGUUUCCUAGAAAUUUCCCGGAAGUUUCCUGAAAGUUUCCUAGAAGUUUCCUGGAAAUUUCUUGAAGGUUCCCUGGAGGUUUCCUGAAAAUUUCUUUGAAAUUUCUUGGAGGCUUUCUAGAAGUUUCCUGGAAAUUUCUUGAAUGUUUCCUGGAGGUCUCCUGGAGGUUUUCCAGAGGUUUCCAGGCUGAUGACUGACAAUCUGACUGAUGUUUCCUGACGUGUAUUUUCUCUAAUUUUGUAUUUUUAUGGAGGAUUCGCUUCUUGUCUCCUCAUGUCUGUUAAUGAAUUUAUAUUUAUACAGAUCUACAUAUUUUUUGUAUCUUUUCUUUUUCCAGUUUUCUCGUGCUCAUGUUAAGAACUCUGCAGUAUUAUAGAUGUCUUUGGAAUUUUCUUUUUUUUACAUUCAUGUAUGAACUGAGAAUUUGUAAAAAUGCUUUUCCUGUCCUCGAGUGUAAAAUGUUUGUAUAAAUUAAAUUAACCAACUCCUGA
Molecule: messenger RNA, 6425 nt
Organism: Amphiprion ocellaris (clown anemonefish)
Lineage: Eukaryota; Metazoa; Chordata; Actinopteri; Pomacentridae
Gene: lats2
Product: large tumor suppressor kinase 2
Exons: 9
Coding region: 453-3908 (1151 amino acids)
Biological process (GO): peptidyl-serine phosphorylation; G1/S transition of mitotic cell cycle; positive regulation of apoptotic process
Cellular component (GO): spindle pole; nucleus
Molecular function (GO): protein serine/threonine kinase activity; protein binding; ATP binding
Source: RefSeq, a predicted model, not a curated record